Molecule: messenger RNA, 1355 nt
Organism: Epinephelus lanceolatus (giant grouper)
Lineage: Eukaryota; Metazoa; Chordata; Actinopteri; Perciformes; Serranidae
Gene: adi1
Product: acireductone dioxygenase 1
Molecular function (GO): acireductone dioxygenase [iron(II)-requiring] activity
Source: RefSeq, a predicted model, not a curated record
GACAGUAGUUUCUGACAGAUUUCACUUCAGAGUCCACCUGUGAAAACGUGCAGCGGUUAUCUCCAGCAUGGAGUUAGAAGCCUGGUACAUGGACAGCUCUGAUGAAGACCAGAGAAAGCCGCACAGACUGAACCCAAAUCAGCCCGUGUCCCUGGAGGAGUUAAAGAAGCUGGGGGUGUUUCACUGGAAGCUGAAUGCUGACAUCUAUGAAACAGAUCCAGAGCUGGAGCAGAUCCGUAAAGACCAAGGCUACUCCUAUAUGGACAUUAUCACCAUUCACAAGGACACACUACUUAACUAUGAGGAAAAGCUGAAGACAUUCUUUGCAGAGCACCUGCACUUGGAUGACGAGAUCCGCUACAUCCUUGACGGCCGGGCCUACUUCGACGUGAGGGACAAGGACGAGCGGUGGAUCCGAAUUGCCAUGAGCAAAGGGGACCUGAUCACCUUGCCGGCUGGCAUCUACCACCGCUUCACCCUGGACGAGACUAACUACACUAAAGCCAUGAGGCUGUUUGUGGGGGAGCCUGUGUGGAAAGCUUACAACCGGCCCGCCGAUGACUUUGACAUCCGCAAGAACUACGUCGCGUCACUGCAGGGAUCCUGAGAGAGAGAGAGAGAGAGAGCUGUGUGAUUCCCUAUGACCACUGCUUCCACUAGAACCAGGGCCUCUAAUAUGAUUCUGUAGAGACAAUGAAGUAGGUUUACAGUUAGAAUGUUGAGACACACAUUGUGGAGAUCUCCUGUAGCAAAUCAGGCAUUAUGCACUAAGAUGCCUUUUGGUGAAUGAAAUCUCAGAGGUGGAAUUUCAGUAAGUACAUUUACUCAAAGGUACAAGUCUUUUCAUUUCAUUCUAAUUAACACUUCUAGAUUUAAUUUACCAGUUAGAUUUAGAUUCUACAGACUGACGUAACUGACCAUAUAAAGUAUCUAAAAUUAGCAUCCUGUCAACAAAAUAUAUCUAUAAAUAUAGUAUUUUAAAAGGGGCCAUGCUGCACUUUGUACUUUGACUUUUGAUUCCUAAGCAUAAUUAAUAUGUAUGUUAACUUCAGUAAAAGUUUGAUUGCAGGAUGGAGCAUCACUUACACAGGGUCUGAAUACUGUUAAACCACAGGACAAUCUGUAGUGCCUUAUUCUCUUAAAUCAGCUGUAUUUGAUCUUAGGUGCUCUCAGACUUAUCCUCAACAACAUGCUGAAAUAUGCAACUAAUACACACUAUUUUCUAAUUUCAUACUCAGAUCUCCCUGAAUCAGAAGUUAGAGAUGUUAGUGGUCUGUGCUAAUGGGGUUGAGUGUUUCUGACAUAUUCAUACAAAUUGUUUGUUGUAUGGAAAAUAAAGCUGCUUCUAUUUUCAA